AUGAACCCAGAGAUCUUGAAACAUCCUUCAGAGGGAAAGCCAUUACACUCUGAUAGUAGUGACUCGUACGUCCAUGACGACAGCAGAGGCGUUACACGUGAAGUAUGGGCGAGGAAAACCGAAUAUAUGUUAUCUCUGAUUGGUUACUCAGUAGGUCUAGGUGUUCUCUGGAGAUUUCCUUACCUGUGUAUGAGGAACGGAGGAGGUGCCUUUUUGAUACCAUUUUUCUUCUUCGUGUCUGUUUGCGGGUUCCCUUUGUACUACAUGGAGUUAUGUCUGGGACAGUUUUCGGGGAAAAGUCCCCUGGUGGUUUGGUGCAUCUGUCCGCUGUUUAAAGGUUUGGGUUUCUGUAUGGUGAUCCUGUCCUUCAUUGUGACGUGGUAUUACAACCUGGUAGUGGCGUGGGUCUUGUGUUAUUUCUACUACUCAUUCUACCCGACUCAACCCUGGGCCUCGUGUGACAAUCACUGGAACUCUCCUGAGUGUGUAGUUAUUCGCUCAAAUUCGCCAGCACCGUCCAAUUCAUCACUGACAGAUCAGAAUGUAUCCAACACUACUGGAUUAAAUGGAACGCUCACCAAUCUGACCCAGUCACAGGUCCCUGUUGCUUCUAACGCUACGUUAGAUAAGGCACCAGUCCUACCGACAGCGGCUACAGAGUUCUGGAGGUACGGUAUCCUGGGUAUAUCCCCUGGAAUUGACCAGGUCGGAGGGCCACAGUGGCACCUGGUGGUCACCAUUUUCCUUGCGGCUGUCAUUACAUUUCUUUGUGUGGUGAGAGGUGUACGCUCUGCCGGUAAGGUGGCGUACGUCACGGCCAUUCUGCCAUAUUUUCUCCUGUUGGUGCUACUGAUACGCAGUCUGACGCUAGAGGGAUCACUCGAAGGUGUCAUAUAUUUCAUAAAACCAGAUUUCUCCAAGCUGCUAAAUUUCCAGGUGUGGUUCGAGGCGGCCCUGCAGGUGUUUUUCUCGUUGGGUCCUGCCUGGGGAGGUGUCAUCACCAUGGCUAGCUACAACAAGUUCAACAAUAAAAGUUUUAACGAUGCCGCAUUGGUCUCCAUCAUGGACACAUUCAGCAAUUUCUUCUGUGGGUUCGUGGUAUUCAGUAUCCUGGGAUUCCUAGCUCACCAGUCUGGUAGUACCAUAGAAGAUGUGGCCGAAUCAGGGCCGGGCCUCGUAUUCCAAGUCUAUCCCGAGGCCAUAUCGCGUCUGCCCCUUCCCAACCUGUGGGCAGUCCUCUUCUUUGUCAUGCUUAUUGCUGUGGGUCUCGACAGUCAGUUUGCUCAGCUAGAGACGGUUUUGGGAGGUCUACGGGAUGUAUUCCCAGGGACUCUGGGGAAAAGGAAGAACCUACUUCUGGUCUCAGUAUUCGUCUGUUUCUUCCUACUUAGCCUUGUAUUUGCCACCCCGGCUGGAAUGUACAUAUUUGUAUUGGUUGACUGGUACGCCACGGCUUACUGUUUCUUCAUCAUUGCCAUCUGUGAGUGCCUCGUCGUCGGCUGGUUCUAUGGAGCGGAGCGGUUUAGUCAUGACAUCCAGAUGAUGACGGGUAGGAGUGUCCACUACGUCAUCAGGUUAUCGUGGUGUAUCAUUACACCUAUAGCCCUCUUUAUAGCCUUGCUUGGAACAGUUCUUGCCUUCAAACCACCUGUUCACAAUGGGUAUUUGUUUCCUGAACACGCUAAAGCUAUUGGGGUUGUUAUAGGAUUGGUAUCCAUAGUACCCCUCCCAGUGAUGGCCCUUCAUGGGUUCUACUGCACAUCAGGAUCACCAGCAAAGAGACUGAAGGUUUUGUUGAACCCCAACCAAGAAUGGGGUCCUAACAACAAGACAGUUGGUUCUGUGUACGAGUAUUAUCGUAAUCAAGGCAGUCUCUGGACGCGUGCCAAGACCAACGUUUUUGGAGUGGGUCACUGA
Messenger RNA from Ylistrum balloti, 1917 nucleotides. RefSeq names its product sodium-dependent dopamine transporter-like. Gene Ontology annotation, biological process: sodium ion transmembrane transport. Lineage: Eukaryota; Metazoa; Mollusca; Bivalvia; Pectinida; Pectinidae. The record is from RefSeq and is a predicted model, not a curated record. Gene Ontology annotation, cellular component: membrane. The coding region runs from base 1 to 1917 and encodes 638 amino acids. The transcript has 13 exons.